Molecule: messenger RNA, 1262 nt
Organism: Macrobrachium nipponense
Lineage: Eukaryota; Metazoa; Arthropoda; Malacostraca; Decapoda; Palaemonidae
Product: probable G-protein coupled receptor B0563.6
Exons: 7
Coding region: 6-1106 (366 amino acids)
Biological process (GO): G protein-coupled receptor signaling pathway
Cellular component (GO): membrane
Molecular function (GO): G protein-coupled receptor activity
Source: RefSeq, a predicted model, not a curated record
AAGUUAUGGAUAGGCCCUCAACCAAUAACACAGGAGGACCGGCAAAUUCUUCAACCGACAGCGUUGAGAGCUGGGAGGUGAUCGGGUAUUCUCUCGUCAUACCGAUGGUCUGCGGCGUUGGGGUGGUCGCCAACGCCUGUAGUUUAAUCGUCCUCGUCAAGGGCGCCGACCACCUGAAGGAGUCUCUCUAUACUUAUCUGAAAGUUCUGUCAGUGGCCGAUCUCGUCACCGUCUUCUUGGUGUUCCUAAGUGGACUCGCCAGGGGCGUGUGGGUAGACUCCUUCUUCUGGAGGUGCUUCGACGAGCUCUUCCAUCUUCCUGUAGGUUCCAUCUCGAGCAGCGUCUCCAUCACGACGCUGGUGGCGGUUACAGCGGAGAGAGUGGCCAUCAUCAAGGCGCCCCUCGGCUUCAGGGUCUACUGCACUCCACUGUUCGCUAGGAAACUUUGCGCUGCCAACGUCGUCUUUUCCCUGAUCUUCAACAUCCCUUAUUUCCUGACAUUCACGCUUAGGGACGGCGAGCUCGUCUACAGCGAGUUCGUGCAGUCCAGGUACUACGCUGUACACAACUGGUUCAGGUUAGCACUGCUGGGGUUGAUUCCCGCCGUCAGCCUAUUGUUGGGUAACCUUCUUCUUCUUCAUUCCCUGUGGCGACCAAGAGGACCUUUCAUACCAGCGAGAUUGCUGGCUUCAUUGGCUGACCAGCGUCGCCUGACAUGGGUGCUGGUGGCCAUGAUCUGCAGCUUUCUCUUGGGCGAAUUCCCGACGCAUAUCGCAUCGCGCUCGUCUGCUGUCACUCUGUUGUUCCUAGGCCGUCCUGAUUUGCUGUACACCAGCUCAUUCAGAGUUUUCAAACUGGUGGUCACAAUAUUAAUGAGCCUUCAUUACUCAGUUAAUUUCUUCCUUUACUGCGCAUUUAACAAGAGGUUUGCUCUGGAGCUUCAAAGGAUACUAUCUGAUUCACUCAAGUGUUCGAGAAACAACACUAGCCUAGGCAGGGUGGCGCCUUCAACCAUGAUGGCUUCCGCGCAGAUUCCCCUCCGGAUAGCUGCCCCUAAUUACGAGACGGCUCCAUUUACCACAGCAGCACAGCGUCAGAUGUCCUGAUUAUGUGCUGACGCCGGCCGAAAGGAUUCACUUCAAUAAUCGAAUGUAUUAAUCCACUUACUGUUCACGUCGUGAGUCUAACCCCGAGUCUGAGAAGUGAUUGUUCAAAAUCUAGGCCUAUGAAAUUGUGAGACACGAUAUCAUCUCACGACAGCC